AUGUCUUCCUACGAUUCACCGCCGUUCAUUGUGGACUCGCACAUCCACCUGUACGAUGCGGACGCCCUGGACGGCCUAAGCUGGCUCAAGAAAGGCGACCAGCUGUACCGCCCAUCGAAUGUCAGCGACUAUGUGAACGCCGUCAACAACAAGCUGGAUAAGGUGGAGGAGGGGGUGGAGAAGGAGAAGGAGGACGAGGAGGGAGACAAAGAAGCUGAGGCCGACGAACCGCCGUCGGGUCCCCGUGUGGGCUACAUUUUUAUUGAGACCGACCGCAAGAACGGUACCAACGGCGACGACUGGACAGGACCCCUCGAGGAGGUGGCCUACCUGCGCCGCAUUGUCGAGGCCGAGGCCGAGGCCACCACGUCGGUCACCUCGACGCAGGCCCGCUGCCUUGCCAUUGUGCCCUGGGCGCCGGUCCACGCGGGGCCCGAGGCGUUGGAGCGCUACCUCGCCCAAGUCGAGGAGACGGCCGGCCCGGUGGUUUGGCCGCGCGUCCGCGGUUUCCGCUACCUGGUGCAGGACAAGCCGCACGGCACGAUGCUGACGGACGCGUUCGUCGAGUCUCUGAAGCUGCUCGGCCGCCGCGGCUUCUCGUUUGACCUGGGCAUCGACCAGCACCGCCGUGGGCGCACGCAAAUGGCCGAGGCGGUGGCGCUCGUCGAGAAGCUGCACGGGCCCGAGAGCGGGGUCGCAGAGGCUGACAAGGUGGUGCUCAUUGUCAACCACAUGGCCAAGCCCGACAUUACAGUUCUGACGCCGCACGCGGACCGCGGGUUCGCGGCGUGGCGCGACACCAUGUUCACGCUGGCCAAGACGAGCCCGGACCACAUCUUUAUGAAAUUGUCGGGCCUCUUCACCGAAGCGCCCCCGGCCCUCUACGCACAGGAGCCGACGGCGUUUUUCGCGGCCACGUACCCGUGGCUGGCCGUGCUGCUGGCUGCGUUUGGGGCGUCGCGGCUCAUGUUUGCCAGCGACUGGCCGGUGUGCACGCUGCCGUACGGCAAGAAGGACCCCCCGGCACCCGAGAAGCCGCGGACGCCGGGCGAGGUGAGCGCGUGGAACAAGUGGCGCAGCGUGGUGGCGUACCUGAGCUACAUGGCGACGCUGGACGAAGACGAUGUGGCGAUGCUGUGGGCCGGCACAGCUGUCAAGGCGUACGGUCUGGAAAAGAAGUAG
Molecule: messenger RNA, 1182 nt
Organism: Sporothrix schenckii 1099-18
Lineage: Eukaryota; Fungi; Ascomycota; Sordariomycetes; Ophiostomatales; Ophiostomataceae
Product: amidohydrolase family protein
Exons: 1
Coding region: 1-1182 (393 amino acids)
Molecular function (GO): hydrolase activity
Source: RefSeq, a predicted model, not a curated record